Platichthys flesus (European flounder) is the source of this 2937-nucleotide messenger RNA. Its product is annotated as aftiphilin-like. Gene Ontology annotation, molecular function: clathrin binding. Gene Ontology annotation, cellular component: trans-Golgi network membrane; AP-1 adaptor complex. Gene Ontology annotation, biological process: intracellular transport. Lineage: Eukaryota; Metazoa; Chordata; Actinopteri; Pleuronectiformes; Pleuronectidae. The transcript is spliced from 10 exons. The record is from RefSeq and is a predicted model, not a curated record. Bases 148 to 2421 code for a protein of 757 amino acids.
CACAUCUCCUCCGGCCAGCUCCUCUCAGUGGACGGAGGAUGUGAUGGAGUCCGGGCGAAUCUGCGGCACCGACACACGAGCACCGACGCCCGGGAGCAGUGAUCGAGAGUCGGUGCGUGAGGCCGUCGGGGGUCACCAGGAGAACCCAUGGAGCCGUUCAUCAUGACCUUGCACUCCUCCUCCCCUCCUCCACUGGAUGAGGAUGGCGACGGGGAGGCUGGCACAGAGGACGACGAGUUCGGAGACUUCGGGGGGUUCUGCUCCCCCCGAGGCGAUGCAGAUCCCACUGAGCCACCGUCCACCCUCAGAGAACCUUCUCACGCCCUGAAGGCUGCCACCCAUCCACCCAGCUGCAGCUUCCAUCCCCCAGCAGAACCCAGUGGAAGCUCAGGUUCUGAAGGGGACCAGAUGGAGGCGGAGACGAAGGAUUGUGAUGCUGAAUCAUCUUUGCACCUCACAAACGGAUACGCUGGAGGAGACCACACUGCUGGGACCCAUGGUGCUUCGAGUACCUUCUCUCCUGAGGAGGAAACAGGCUUUGCUGAUUUCACUGUGUUUACUGAGCAGGCAGCUCAACCCUGGUGCUGCGGCCUCUCUCCCCUGAACAGCACCGAGACGUGGGCGGAACAGACAUGUGAUCCGGGUCAUGAGGUUGUUCUGGACUCUGAGCCCAGGUCUCAUUGUGCAUCUGAGUCUAAAGGGAAUGUUUGCACUAAGGUCGAGCACUGUGAGGAACGACAUGCAGCUCAGGACCCCCCCCAGCCUCAGAGAGCUGCAGCAGCUUUUGGAUUUCCAUCUCCUCGGCCUCAUGUCCGAGAGGAGGGUGUAGGCGAGCGUGGGGACAGAUGGAGGGACGCAAGGCAUUGUUUGAAUUAUGUACAAACCUCUGAGGAGCCGGAGGACAGAGACAGGAGCGUUUCUACUGUCCCUCAAAUCAUCAGUGUGUGCGAGUCGGCUUCAGAGGACCUGGACUCUGUCGGGGAGGACUUCUCAUUCGAAGGUGUUUCUGCUGACCUGGAACCAAUUGUUUCAUCUCUGGCUUCGCAAGACGAUCAGUCUGACUGGGACCAGACCGAUGCUGAGGAUGAAGAACUGGGAAACAAAUGGCAUUCUGACUCUUUUGGCAACAGCAGCCGCAGAGAGGCAGAUCUCAGCCAAACAGAAGCAGAGCAGGCUUUGGGUCACUGCGACCAACCUGCGACUCAGGAAACCUCUUCUACCUCCAACCAGUCACAGUCUGUGACAUACACAGGAUACGGGUUCGCAGACUUCGAUGACCGAGGUUCUGACUGUGUCCAAGCUGCUGAUGUGAGUGUGGAGAGUCUGGGGAGCCUCCCGCCCAGUGACAGCUUUGCUGAUUUCUGCUCAGCACCCACACAGGAGGCUGGAGAAGGGUCGUGGGCCGAGUUCCAUGAUCAGAAGGAUGAAGAGGAGGGAAGUCAGCGGCCGGACCGAGCCAGCAGCCUUCAGAGCGACGGGUCCACAGAGGAAGAGCAGGACAGGGUGGGACACUGUGGAGCUUCAAGGAGAAGCAGCUGUCAGGUGUCGUUAUCCUGCCGUGUCCAGCAGAUCCUCUGUGCCAGUUUCCCUGAGGUGGUGGUCCCAACUCUGGACAGUGAGGAGGAGGAGGAGGUGCUGAGCCUCUGUGCUCAUCUUCACACCCGACACCUCCCAGAGAGUGAGGAGGAGAAGAAGCCAGAACUCAGCGGUGCUCAGAGGGUUCUCCGGGGCCUGUGGUGGCCUCACCGAGACGCCCACAGUGCGGUUGGCCUUCACUUCCAGUGGAGCGGCUCCCACACCAACAGGACUCUGCUCAGGUGUCUCAGUGUGGACACAAGAAACAUUUUGUUCAUCGGCAUGAAGAAGCAGCCAGUAGCUGUUCCUGCUUUCGCAUCCAGCCUGGGAAUGCUUGAGCCAACCAAAGAUGCUGAAGCAGCUGUUUGUACUUCAGGAUACGCAGCAGUCACAGCACGGGAACCUGCAGGGCCACAGAACCAGCAGGGCCCCUCCACCAACUCAGUGCAGGGGGCGCUCCCUUCCAGCCAGCGGGACUGGAGCAGCCGAGGCCUUAGCAGCUCUCAGGACGGAUGCUGUGCUCUCAACCUGGAUUAUUUUGGUCCAGAUGAGGAGAGCAGAUCCAGAUCCAGAUCCAGCAGCAGUCCACCUCCAGGGGUCGACCGGGACCUGUACGAGUUGACCAUCAGCAAACUGGAAACCAGCACCAACAGCUGCCACCUAGUGGACACUUUGAAUCGACUGAUGUCUGAUGCAGAGAAGACGAGCACCUCGGUCAGUAGGAAAGCUCCAGAGGACGAGGAGCUGAGUGCUGAGGCUGGACGGCUGAUCGCUGGACUUCCUGACUUGUCCUUCAUGACGGCCAAAGUCCUCAUGUUCCCAAGUGUCCUCGUACCUGCACUGUGAUGAUGUUUCUUUUCUACACACACAGAAUGUAAAUUGUGACGGGGAAGUUGUUCUCCACCUUCUCACCAUCUUCUGUCUCCUUUGUAGUUAGACGGAAUAAUAAAUAAUCUUUCAUGUCAGGGUAAAAUAAUCACUACAGUGCAAAGAAGCAGGUGUUUCAAUCAAUCUUACUUUUACUCUCCUCAAGUGUUGUGGUGGUUUUCUGUUUAAACACGUAUUUAUUACAUCAAACCCACUAAAUUAAGUUAUGUUUGACUUUGUGUUAUUUUUUGAUGAAAAAUCCAUUGUAGACAAAUUAUAAUAUAUUUAGCUGAUCAUAAUUGUGUUGAAUGAAAAAGAGUGUUUCCCUUUACUGUUUUCUCUUUUCAAGUUGUGAUUCAACUUUUAAGAUUUAUGUUUGAGUUUUCGAAUCUACUUUAACUCGUCUUUCUAUCUUCUUUUUUUUACAUUAAUAUAAUUCUACAGCAUGUAAUGAAGCAAACUCAGCACAAUAAAAUAAAGCAAUAGGAACUCCUA